AUGCCUCGCGCGCUGUGCUUUUUGGUGGCGGCCCUCGGGCCAGCAGCAUUUGCCUACGACUCCUCCGUGUUGAUCACCAGCAGCGGGGUGUCCUCAGGUUCAGACUCCACCAGUUUCCUGCAGAAACCUGUGGUUACUGGGCAGGAUGCCGAUGAGGAAUUCGACGAGAGUUCGGAACCUGUGCACGUAAUUGGCUUACGCCGUGAAAGCGUCCCCAUCUACCGAAUGGGGAAGAUCGCUUCAUUCAAGACAUCCUACUCUGGAGUCGUCAGCAUCGGCUACCCUCCGCAGGACUUCCGUGUGGUCUUCGACACUGGCUCUGCCCAUAUCAUCUUACCAGCCGUGGAGUGCCAUACGGAGGCCUGCCUGGCCAACAAUCGGCGGCUUUACAACCAGGCCGCGUCAACGACGUCGUUGCCCAUCAAUGCAGACGGGAGCAUCGUGCACGAUGGAGACGAAGGGGAGCAGGUUACCAUCGGCUUUGGUACCGGUGAGAUCACCGGAGAGUUUGCCAAGGACACAGUCUGCAUGGGCAAGGGCCAGACAGCCGAUGAGCGGCGUCUGCUCCUGGCAGAGUCCCGACGACAGAAGGCAGGCAUGGGCGUGUCCGAGUUGGCCAGUGGGUCAAUGCGUGUCGGUGCGGUUGAUGCCAUGGCUUCCAUUUCUAAGAUCGAGAACUCUUGGACUUUUCGUGCUCGUGUGGUGAGCAAGGGCGGCUAG
Molecule: messenger RNA, 720 nt
Organism: Symbiodinium natans
Lineage: Eukaryota; Dinophyceae; Suessiales; Symbiodiniaceae
Source: the annotation of a GenBank genome assembly